AUGAGUCGAAAUGCUUUCCUUGCGCGUAUGGCUUUGGGCCGGUCACCGUACGAGCCCACUCCGGAAGCUGCAGAAUCACCACUUCAACCAACGAGUCCUCGUCAACAACAAUACAAUGCUCGAGGUGAACCUAUCGACCCUCUCACAACUCGGCACAACGAGGCCAUGAUAGCAGCCAAGAAUGAAGUCCUAGCUGCUGUCGGUGUUUGCGAGAAAAAAGACAAACUCAUCGAUAAUCUUGAAGAGGAGUUGAUCAAUGACAAUCAACGCGUCAGAUUUACUGAUCAGGAAUGGAAAAUCAUCAAAGAGGGUGAGGAUGAUUACGGCGAACUGAUUCGUAUGAUAGCGGAGACAUCCAGGAACGUCUUGACGUGGUGGAUCAUGAGUUUGCGUAAACGAGUGCAAGUCGGCUUCAUCUCGUCGGAUCUCAGCUUUGUCGAGAUUUUGAUACGAGAGCGGGCCAACUUGGCCAGCAAUGGAAUACUCGGAGCUAUUAGAUACCUCACUGUCGGUGGGCUCUCGGAAGUGGUUUCCCAACUCAUGCUCACAUUCGCCGACUGGUACCUAGGCGAAUAUGUAUUGGAACUAAGCAAGAAAGUCAUUCGUCUGAAGGCCAGCACCAGAAAGCGUUUCAUGCUUCUCAGAUGCGUCAACUAUGGCUACAAGACUUUGAAUGCCUUGGUUCAUCUCUCUGUCUAUUCGCUGUCUUCCUUCUCAUGCCUUCAACAAAUUGGCCUCGUUUCUUCAACAUCUUUCUUGCCUCCGAGAUCUUGGCUGAUACCUUGGAAUCCUGAAUCACCUCUCCGCUGGGCAUUAUUGAAUGCAGAUCCAAGUGGAGGUUCAAGGAUGAAGGGCUUACUGCUCUCUCCAGCAGCUCUAUGGUUGACAAUGUCAUUGCUCCAACAUUCUGCGGCAUCGGCAUAUGGCCAUGUGCCUCUAUUCGAAUACAGCUGUAUCCUAGGCCCUCACAACGCAGUUUCUCUACCACAAGCCUCAGACGCCGAUGACACCAAGCUUUUGACUCCAUUUUCACGAUUCAGAAAUUGGAUUUUGCAGUCUCUAGAAUGGGCACCAGUCCCUGCUAUUCAGGAGAAGGGGGUCCAAGACUUGAUGAGCGAUGGCGAAUACGGAAGAGAAAGAGAAACACGUCAACGUCAAACAGCGACCAGAUAUCGCGUCACUGAGCUGUCGACUUUACCUUCCAAUCUCCUGGCCUUGAACCUCGACUACCUGAUCUGGGCCAUCCUUAUGCUCCCUCUGGACACGGUACAUCUCCGCACUCUGGCAUCUCUCUUCCUCUCGAGUCCAACAGCGAGAGAUGGAAUCGAAGACGGAGUCUCUGCAGGUUUAGUUCCCAGAUCUGCAGCAACCAGAACAGGAAUGGUGAACAAAGUCGGCUUGUGUCUGGCGUUGGAGUUCACACUCGACACUGCAGUCUGGAGCGGUGCAUUCCUUUGGGCGAGAUACAUUGGCACUUCGAGGUACCAUUGGGGACAUACCUGA
Aureobasidium pullulans EXF-150 is the source of this 1503-nucleotide messenger RNA. RefSeq lists its product as uncharacterized. Bases 1 to 1503 code for a protein of 500 amino acids. The record is from RefSeq and is a predicted model, not a curated record. NCBI's taxonomy places the organism in Eukaryota, Fungi, Ascomycota, Dothideomycetes, Dothideales, Saccotheciaceae. The transcript has 2 exons.